Molecule: messenger RNA, 981 nt
Organism: Serpula lacrymans var. lacrymans S7.9
Lineage: Eukaryota; Fungi; Basidiomycota; Agaricomycetes; Boletales; Serpulaceae
Exons: 10
Coding region: 242-928 (228 amino acids)
Source: RefSeq, a predicted model, not a curated record
GAGUCGGAAGAUUCCGUAACUCGAAUUUGGAUACGUGACUAUUUCGAGCAAAAUUUCAAUUGGCACCUUGGUCCGACAUCAAAGACAUGUCAACGUAGAGCAUGUCUGCGUUCUCGAAACGUGUUGGGGUGAUUAUAUCGAGCUAGAUGAGUCCAUCUAGAGCCUUUUCCUUUUGCUCUUAUCAAAACAGGGGAAGUUUAUAAAGACUUCGCCCAAAUCUUCGAGUAUACAACCUGAAGUGAUGUCCACUUUUGUCAAAAACCUGACAUUCUAUGCUAAGAAUCUUGGGGAACGGGUGACGUUGUUGCUUGUUUUCGAUAAACCUUUCAGAGACUCGGAGUUGCAGGGAUCUCCCAAAAGCUAUCCUAUUGUCUGGAGGGUUGUCGAUUUUGCAGCCAGCGGAGAAUACUCCAUGCAAGCAACGUAUACAAGCCAAUAUGCCGCCCUUAAACCACAAGUCGUCAAUGGAAUCGUCGUCGGAGCCUCCACCUUUGUCGACAUUAGCUACAAUCAGAGGACCACCUUGACAGAUGCUGAUGGUAUAUUUUCUCUCUCACUCCCUGAAACCGGAACGUCGAAUUACAUCGAGAUCGUGAAUGCAACUAAGGCUAUCCAGGACGUUGCACUUGGUUUUAAAGAUACGAGAAGCCCAUUGCCUAUGCCAGUUCUCUACAUCGAUAAUGUUGCAGUCAACUCCUCUGUUAAACCUCAGUUUACUCCAAUCCUGCGUGCCUACGUUACCACCUCCACAGAGUUCAAGGAGACCUAUAUCUUGAAGCACCCUAUUGUAGGAAAAGCAGUUUGGGAGCAGGAUCUUGCCGCGCUUGAUGAGACUACCCGCUGGAUUCUGUCUAAAGACUACAUGGCAGGGCAGUACAAGAUCGAAGAGGCACCUUGGAAACAUUAUGACGACGUAGAAAGAACAUAGUAAAUGAAUAUGUAUGUUGUAUACACUUGUUGAAUGGAAGCUGCUGGUCAAAG